Molecule: messenger RNA, 1542 nt
Organism: Beta vulgaris subsp. vulgaris (sugar beet)
Lineage: Eukaryota; Viridiplantae; Streptophyta; Magnoliopsida; Caryophyllales; Amaranthaceae
Product: protein EI24 homolog
Exons: 11
Coding region: 124-1140 (338 amino acids)
Biological process (GO): macroautophagy
Cellular component (GO): endoplasmic reticulum
Source: RefSeq, a predicted model, not a curated record
CUCUACAAGUCUGCGACGGAGGAACUAAAAUUGUCCACAACCAGAAAGAGAAAGUAUACGUCAAUUUGGUUCAAAAUCUGUUGACGGCUUCUACUCCCUCUUCUCCUUCUCUAUCACCAUCACAUGGCAAGCACCAGUCCACCAAUCACAACAACUACAAUCGCAAAACUGAAGCAAGGAUCACUUCUAUGGUGUUAUGGUUUCAAAGAGGCAUGUUGCCUUCACAGGGUCGUUAUCUUGUGUUACAGGUCCAGAGACCUCUUAAUCCGAACUGGUCAAUGUUCCCUCUUUAACGGAUUCAUUUUUCUGGGCAGUGUAUCUAUUCUGAAAUUAUUUCUCUUUCCCAUGCUGCAAUGGCUAUUGCCUGAUCAGUGCCCUCAUAUUGUAUAUGAAGAAGUAUGCAGAUAUGGAGUAAUUUUGAGUCUCUAUUCAUCACUGCGGAAACUUCUGAUACAACUCAUCUAUCUAUUGUGGUUCUAUCCAUUGUAUGUGUUCAGCGUCAUACUCAGCAGUAUCUGGUACAAUGAUGUAGCUAAGCAUGGGUUUGUUGCAAUGGGGAAAGAUAAGCCUCCAGCAGCAGUGAUGACUGGUGAAAAAGAGGCAUCAAUCACGCAAACUGGUUCCGACAAACCUGCUGGCCUGGGAGGGAUCAUGAUUGGAAUAGGUGAGCAGGUCUACUCUGCCCUCCUCCUCAGCUUCUUCUUUCUGGAGGUUAUUGCCACUGGUUUCAUACCAUAUGCUGGGAAAGCACUCAAUUUCUUGCUUCUUUCCUGGAUGUACGCUUAUUACUGUUUCGAGUACAAAUGGAAUCUUUCCGGAGUGACUCUUGACAGGAGGCUGGACUUCUUUGAAUCCAAUUGGGCAUUUUUUGCUGGUUUUGGAAGCCCGUGUGUGCUGGCAAUUUUCUUUUUUCCCCCUCUGGAGAGCUAUGCUGUCAUGGCCACUCUUUUUCCUCUGUUUGUUCUGACAGCAACAGGGUCAGAUGCUGAUAAUCUAGUAACUUCACCAAGGAAGCAGUGGCUUGGUGCAGGAUUAGGAAGGGUUCCUAUAUUUUGUGGUGCUGAUACUGUCUCGAUGAAGGUCUUGUCUUUCCUUCCGCUUAGGCAACAGUUGCACAACCAAGGAGAGAAGGCACUUUAAGAAGCUCUUUAGUAAUUGACUUGUGUCAAGUGAUAACAGUUUAUUUCAAUUUGGAGGAAUUUGCGAGUGGCUUUUUGUGUUCAUGCUCAUUCAAUUAUUCUUUUCCCUUACCUGCUUUACGUCGUGUAAGGUUUCCUAUUAUUCUUGUAUUUCUAGUUUUCCCUGGGGACAGAAAUUUUAUUGCUCAUUUGGUAAGAUAGCUCAAUUGUACAGGCAUUCACGAUAGCUUUCUUGUAUAGUUUAGAGCUUUUGUGAAGCAGCAGUUGGUACCUUCUAGUUUAACGCUUUCUGGGUAUUAGUUUGUUCUAAUGAAUACUCUUAAUGCUUUAAGUUUAAACAAGACUCAGUUGAGUGACUUUCAUCCAUGUCUUUAGAUUUAUUUUAUUCGUGUUAUUUGUGUUU